AUGAAGUUUCUUUAUGCUUUAGUGUUUUUGACUUAUUCAGUAUCAAGCGAGAUUGAGAUUCUUCGUUAUCCUCCGACAGAUCCUCAGCCAGGUCCAAGAAAAUUCAUAAUUAUGAAUGGUGUCUUUUCACAUAACUACUUUAUUUUCUUUGGUGGGUACAAUAACCGUGACGACAUUUACAGUGACAUAUGAAAUUUUGACCUGAGUACCAGGAAGUGGUCUCAAGCAUUUUCUUCAAACGGAAAUAACCCUAGUAAGAGCUAUCUAGUUGCAAGAUAUAAUGGGGGAGGCUUCUGAAAUUAUCUGAGAGAUGAGUAUUGCAUAUGAGGCGGAAUGUCGAUAAGAGGCCAGCUCAAUGAUUUAUGAUGCUUCCAUCUAACAAAUUUUUUAUGGAGGGAGGUCGAAGUUUCAGGUGAUUUAAUCAAGCCUCGGUACAGAAUCGGGUAUACAAACUGAAAUGAGACCAGCACUGUCAUGUUUGCAGUUUUUGGAGGUAUUACGAUUGAGCAUGCUAGCUAUGACCUUUAUAUGUAA
Messenger RNA from Blepharisma stoltei, 534 nucleotides. The record is from the annotation of a GenBank genome assembly. Lineage: Eukaryota; Ciliophora; Heterotrichea; Heterotrichida; Blepharismidae.